GUUUAUGUUGUCGAUACUCACCAGACUCGUUAAAUAAAUUUCAAGAGUCUUGAGAAAAUAAUUAAUUCCAGUUACAGUUUCAUUCAUGGAUUCACAAAUUGAAGAAUCAUACGAAGCCGAGGAAUAUCUCGAUGAGGAUGGCCUUGAUCUGCUAGAGGAAACUGCUGGGAAGAAUACACGAAUGUACAGCAUUGAGGUUUCCGACGACCAGCGAGAAUUCCGGCCGCUGAGUGACGAUGCUCCUAGAGAGGACAUCCUAGCAGAUGAAUCCCUAGUUGACACCGAGAAUUUAUUUGAAGGAGAAGAUUUUGUUUUUUCCUUUACUGGCGUAUUUUGCCGGAGAUUGUAUCGCAGUCAACAGCGCCCCAAGGAGAGUGUCAGAGCUCUUGUGAAUGGGAAUUCAGUGGACGAAACUAUCGAAUCAAUCUGGAAUCAAGCAAAGCAUUUGAUGGACCGGAAAGUUAUAUUCGAAAAUGAUGUUCCAAAUUGGGCAGAAAAAACAGAACCAACCAUUGACGACAUUCAGGAGUUUGUAAAUUUGCAGGACGAGGUGAAGAGAAGGAUUUAUACUGUUAGUGUUUUGACACCACGGCUGCUGAGAAACUGGCGCGGCAAGAGCGUUAAAAUAUUUGUCUAUGCAUUUUCAACUGCAGUGGAGACGGCCGGCCAGUAUCAGCAAGUAGCAAAACGGUUGUUGUCACCACAAAAUCCAGAUCGAGCGGGCGCUCAUUCCACAAGGGAUGACUCUGCGUUGGCUGAUGAACUACGGAAGAGUCAUUGUCAUCUAGAAGGCCAUCAAAGUUCGUGGUUACUAUGGGCCAACACAAUCAAUUCUUCACCAGCCCAUAUGCAGGAAGUUCUGAAGCAAGCGGAUUCUCCUCCUAUCGAGCUGUCAAAGUAUUUCCGCUGGGCAGCCGUUUCUGAAGCAGCACGUUUGCAAUCAAUUCAUUGUGGAAUGGUUGUAGCUCAGACAUCCAAUAAUACCUGGUGUCGCGAAUUGGAUGAUUUGAAGACUGAAGUUUCCCUUGGAAUUUCAGUUCUACAGGGAGUAAUGCGCAAAUUGGAGGCCAUGACGAUCCGAGGAAGUUCCGAGUCGGAGCUAUUCAGUGCGAUAGAAUCGGCCACACGCCCAGAGGAAACAAGUUUGAGUCACUCCUUGGCGGAUAAAGUAAUGGAUUGCACUGAUGUUGAUCACGCGUAGAAGUAAUUUAUAGAGAAAAGCACUUUUAUGAUGUAAUGACCAUUUCCAAAAAAUCUUUCUUUCGCAGCUUUUGAUAAGCGAAUCUU
Messenger RNA from Armigeres subalbatus, 1287 nucleotides. RefSeq lists its product as uncharacterized. The coding region runs from base 86 to 1201 and encodes 371 amino acids. Lineage: Eukaryota; Metazoa; Arthropoda; Insecta; Diptera; Culicidae. The transcript is spliced from 2 exons. The record is from RefSeq and is a predicted model, not a curated record.